AUGGCCGACGACAUACCGCGGGUGCUUUCAGUGCAGAGCCACGUUGUCUCCGGUUACGUCGGUAACAAAUGUGUCACGUUUCCUUUGCAGGUGAGCCAGUCCGUGAACGGUUUUGAAGUCGACACGAUCAACUCAGUACAAUUUUCGAAUCAUACAGGCUAUCCUCAGUGGAAAGGCCAGGUGCUUAAAAGCACCGAACUGGAAGAUCUGUACGUCGGUUUGAAACUAAACCGUUUAACUAAAUAUUCAUUUGUGCUGACGGGAUACGUAGCAGACGAGUCUUUCUUGUCGAAACUUGCCGAUGAAAUUCACGAGCUUCAUUCAGAAAACUCCAACAUGUAUUACAUAUGUGACCCGGUCAUGGGCGAUGAUGGCCAUUUUUACGUUGCCGAUUCGCUGCUUCCUGUUUACAGAAACAUCAUAUCGCUGGCUGACGUGAUCACUCCGAACCAGUUUGAAGCCGAGGCUCUUGCCUGUAUGAAGAUCAAGACGGAAGAGGACGUCAUUUCGGUGCUGUCGGCUCUGCACAGACUUGGUCCUAAAAUGGUUGUGAUUACUAGCACAAACUUAGCGCAUUCAGAAGACGUUUUAUAUGGUUACGGUGGGGAAAUGAUUGGUAACUUGUAAAA
Molecule: messenger RNA, 629 nt
Organism: Soboliphyme baturini
Lineage: Eukaryota; Metazoa; Nematoda; Enoplea; Dioctophymatida; Soboliphymatidae
Source: the annotation of a GenBank genome assembly